Messenger RNA from Esox lucius (northern pike), 5190 nucleotides. It is a transcript of the gene diras1b, whose product is annotated as DIRAS family, GTP-binding RAS-like 1b. The transcript has 5 exons. Gene Ontology annotation, molecular function: GTPase activity; GDP binding; GTP binding. NCBI's taxonomy places the organism in Eukaryota, Metazoa, Chordata, Actinopteri, Esociformes, Esocidae. The record is from RefSeq and is a predicted model, not a curated record. Gene Ontology annotation, cellular component: plasma membrane. The coding region runs from base 408 to 1004 and encodes 198 amino acids. Gene Ontology annotation, biological process: signal transduction.
ACGUGGGUGCGUGUGAUGACGCGCCGCUCUGGAUGUAUAGAGGGAUCGAUGGAGACGAAGGAAGAGGAAAGAAAGACAUACCGAUAGAGGGAAGACAUCGCAGCGCUAGAACUGUAGUGUGUGGGAAUAUCAAAGAAAUAGAGAAAAGAGAGAAAGAGAGAGUGAGAAAAGCACCUCCCACGUCCUUUGGUAUCAAGGGUCUUCAACGACGAGGGAGAGAAAGAGAGAGAACGCUGGCUGUGGUAUUGCAUUCGCGGACGACAUGGGCUCUCUACAUGAAUCGUAUAAAAUGUUUUAAGACGCGUUCAGCGUAUUGCCUUACACGCGUCUCGUCCAAAGACAGUCGCUAAAACGGGUCUGCACGUCAAGUUCAGGUGUAAUUUGGUAUCCUGGCUGUAGAGAGCAGCAUGCCAGAGCAGAGUAAUGACUACAGGGUGGUGGUGUUUGGUGCUGGGGGAGUGGGCAAGAGCUCCCUGGUCCUACGCUUUGUCAAAGGCACCUUUAGGGACACCUAUAUCCCCACUGUAGAGGACACGUAUCGACAGGUGAUCAGCUGCGAUAAGAGCGUGUGUACGCUGCAGAUCACUGACACAACAGGCAGUCACCAGUUCCCUGCCAUGCAGAGGCUGUCCAUAUCUAAAGGACAUGCCUUCAUACUGGUUUACUCUGUUACAAGCAAACAGUCUCUGGAGGAACUCAAACCCAUCUACCAACAGGUGGUUGCCAUUAAGGGGAACAUAGAGACCAUCCCAGUCAUGUUGGUGGGCAACAAGAGUGAUGAGACUCAGAGGGAGGUGGAGACUAAGGACGGAGAAGCACAGGCGACCACAUGGAAGUGUGCAUUCAUGGAGACAUCUGCGAAGACCAAUCACAACGUGACAGAGUUGUUCCAAGAGCUCCUCAACCUGGACAAGAAGAGAAACAUGAGUCUGAACAUAGAUGGAAAACGCUCCGGGAAACAGUCCCGGGCCGAGAGACUGAAGGGCAAAUGUAGCGUUAUGUAGAGGGAUGGAGAGGAAGGGAGGAAGCAAGGAAGGAAGGAAGGAUGGACGGACGGACAGAAGGUGGGAAGUCAAAAAGAAAAUAAGAACUGGUAGGAUGGUAGAAGCAAAGGAGAUGGAGAGACAAUGGGAGAAGGAGAGAGUAAAGUGGGCCCAACUAAGACCACCGGCAUGUUCUCUUUCAGCACACACCUCUCUUUCCUGUCUAUCCAGGGUCCUUACCCUCCCAAUAGGCCCACUGUAGUGAAAGGAUUCAGGGGUAGCCUGAGAAGGAACUCAUUCCACCCUGCACCUGUUGGCAUCCGUCCGACACCUCAGCCAUUGCGCUAAGAGGCGAUAACCUUUUGGCGAGGUCGCUAGAUGUUGUACUAGGUACACAACGCCAUAAUGUACAUAUUCCAUGCAAACAUGGCCUCCCUUCCUAUCACCUUUAAAAUAUCCUGGCGGUAUACUCUCACCGUUUCUAACUGUCAUCAUUCAAAACGGAGAAUCUUCUAACUCAUCGUUCAGUUGGAUUCAAAAUGGCUUCUAACUAAAAGCAAAUUAAGCUUCUGACAUCAACAAUCCCUCUUAGACUUGAGUUAAGAUUCAAGUGAGGAAUGUACAGUGAGCUGAAAUCUUAGGAUAUGGAAAAUGGGAAAGACACAAAUAAUUUGCCUGGACAAUUGGUAGUUGGACUUGGAUUGUUGGAUGAACAAUGGACUUGAGUGAAGAGCCAUCAGAAAUGUUUGAGGAGCAAUUUGGCUGUGAUAAUCGUAAUUGGACUGGGAAGACCUUGAAUGAUGUCAGUGAGAAUGCUUUGGCCCUUGCUGUUUCUUGUGAAGACACGUUCUGUUGGCCUUGUGUUCCCCCCAAAAAAGGAGCUGAAUGCACAGAAAAGCACAGAAGACAGUGAUGGACCAACCACACUCACCAGUGAAAAGAAGCUCAGUGGGUUAAUGCCAUGCAAAUACCAUCACAUUGCACUUUACCGUAUCUCUCUCUCACACACACACACACACAUUUUUGGAGCCCAGUGGUCAUUCACCGACUUAGUAUGUGAAUGGUUUUGGCUGAAAGAAAAAAUAUUAUCAUGUAAAUGCAAUGAUAUUACUGUCCUGAACAUCUCUCCUGGUUUACAUGAAGCAAUAUGGUGGUUUGUCUUUGUACAGUAUGCAUACUCUGGGUGGAAGGAAGGUGCCCCUGACCGCAGAUAUAGCAUCAGCGUACUCUCUCCAAAUCAGAACCUCAACUGUUACAGAGGAAAUGAUCUGAGAUCAGCGUUUAGGGGCAAAAUCAUUCUACUUCUUACUAUACAGGAAAGCCAAAAGCACAAUAAUUGUAUUGACAUUUUCAUUUAUUUGUUAUUUUUCUAUUUUUUUUACUGUGUUUCUUUAUCUAAAGGCAUCUUGCAGGAUAAAUAACUGCCAUUGCCAACUGAUUUUGAAGAGGGAAAGAGCGGAGGUGUUGGGUACUUGUGUUGUUUGGUGUGUGUACAGCAUGUCAGCGUUAGCACAUAAAAGGCACAGUGAGGCUGUUGAUUGGUUAAACAACAGGUUGUUUUAAUGAAACAGACAGAGUGAUAGGCUGUAGCUAAAAAAUCCCACCCUAUUUUCUACAUGGUGCGUGACUUAUUGGUACAGAGCACAUAUGGUCCGGUCAAAAGUAGUGUACUACGACAGAGGGGGGCCAGUUGAGAUGCAUACUACAGCCUGUAGAGGGGAUGUGGAAUAACACAGCGGGACCCAGUGAGGUAGAAAGCACGUCUCUCUAAAUAAAAUCCGAGAUUUGAUUACAUCGCUGCUUACAUUGGAUUGGAGAGUAUUUAUUUUCAGUUCAAUUCCAGAUGACUUAAAAAGCACGGGCACGUUUGAAAUUUGAAAUGCUAUAGCUGUUGCUAUGUUGUGUUUAGGGCCCAGACAUUUUCCAGAUCUCCAAACCUGACUGGGAAAACUCUUGAGUCCACGUUUUAGACUACAGCCAGUGACCUGAUUACAAGACAGUUUUAGCACUGUGUUCUGCUGUAACGAUACUACAGUAAACUGCAGGGGUAGGCAGCCCCGUUGUCCCUGAAGUUUUGCAGGUGUAGCAGGAUUUCGUCCCAUGUAAGCACCAAACUGAGCUACUUAGUUAAUUGAUCGGUUCAGAGACUGACUUCCAGGGGGGGUUAAAUCAACAAGAUCUGCCCUUCAGGUCCAGGGUCCACCAAAACAGCUGCAUUCUUCACUUGAGGAUUUACCAGAACCCUCAUGAAACCUAUCUCGUAUUUUGUCCGAUCCUAUAUCAUUUAUUCUACAUAAAUAUUGUGUGUGUGUGUGUGUGUGUUUAAGUGUAUCUGCGGGUGUACCGCGCACUCGACAGUGUUGGUUUGAAUGGGGACAGACACUUCCUCCCCGUCCUCCCUCCACCUGUCUCAAUGCAUCUGUCAACGGGCAACAUCCACGGUGGUAGUUGUUGUCGCCACUGCUCCUACUGCUGCGUGUGGAUCUUUAUAUACGGUUUCAUUAGGUGUCUGUCAGAGGUUUCCCGUGGAGACGACCCACGGGUGUCGCAUGAGUCAUGCUGCUUAGGCUCAGACACACUCGCUCAUAGAUAAACACACACGGGACACAUGAACGCACAGGUGAACCAAGCAGACAGACAGCAGUGCUUUUUGCCCCAGAAACAUCCUUAUCUGCUCCUCUGAUAACUACCGUCCCUGCCGUUAUAAGUAGCUGUACUGCGCCAUACAGGGAAUAGGCUGUCGUAUGUCCCUCUGUAACUCAUUUGCUGUACCGCCCCCUCACUCCACGUCUGUAGAUUGCAGUGAAAAGACUGCUGAGGGUGGGCAUAACGUCUGUAGAGGAUCGAGAGACGUUAGGGAAUUGUGACACUUUUCCCUCUUCAAAGGAAUGCUGGUAGUGUGGUCCUUUCAGCUAUGAAAGCGCGGCCAUUUUGUGUUGUUCUACAGAGCAUUAUCAUAACCAGAGAGAGAAUGGCCCUGUGAUAGGUUCCUCUCGUCUUUGGUUGAACACCUGAGGGACUGCUAGAGCAACCAAUCAAGUCCAAAGGGUGGAGUCAUCCAGAGACAAACCAAUGAUAUGGUUUAUUUUCCCGUGUGCAGGCACCAGAAAGCUAUACUUGAGAUCCAUGCAGAAAAUGUAACUUCCUCACAAUAUGUCCAUUAUGCGGUUUACAUGAACGUUUCUUGUUUAGUUAGAAGUGGGAGCACCCUUCAGCCAGCUAUGAAAUGGACAGAGGCUGCUGUGUGACUGAAUCAAAACUUAGAUUGGAACACAAAACAUAACUAAAUAAUGUGUAGAUUAUACAUUGUCAGAGAAGUUGUGUCUUUUCUACACAGUAUGUUUUCUAUAAGAAAACAACCCACAGUCACUGUUGUAUGAUAUCAGCAAGUCACGUAGCUGGAAACAGGGUAAGCAUGCCAGUUAUGUGGCGGAAGAGAAGAGGCACAAAGGACUAUGGCAAGAGAAGUCAGUUAAGAAGUCAAUGUAACAACUCGGUUUCUACCUACCAGAGAUACAGUUUGGAAUUGUUGAAUCACCCCCGAUCAUAAUAUCAGCCCAGCCCAGACACCACUAACAGACUUUAGCUUCUCUCUCCUAGCAGUCAAAAGGGACUGGAUAGUGAUUUACUAUCAGGCUUUGGGGAACUUCCGCCAUAUUGUUUAUACCUGUCUGCUCUGCCAAACACAAAAUGUGGAAGUGCCUCAAGGUUGAUUCCGGACCAGGCCUCUGAGGGGUGCAAACUGGGUAGUGUAAUCCUACUAACCUCCAUCUCUGCUCCAUCCUACCUGCAUGGCCCCAAUAAGUGUUCCUUCCAGACAGCAUGAGAACCAAUAAGGACACAAACUGUGAAAUUAACAUAUUUGUAUUUUAUUAUAAUAAUUAUUGCAUUAAUUAUGUCUUUAGUUUGGAAAAGAUGCAUACGUUUUUAAUCUCCUAUCAUUUUUGUAAUAAUGUUCUGUUUUUGUUCUAAUCUUUUAUUUUUACCUAAUAAUCAUGUAUAGACAUUUAUUAUUGCUAAUAAUGAUUUUAUUUUAAAGAUGAAGUUUUAGAAUUGCCUAAUAAUGAAUAUAGCUAUCAAUUCUAGCAAUAGUCUUCCUAUUAUAAUGUACUGUGCUGAUGCGUCCUAAUUACAUAUGAUAUAUCAUAUAUAUGAAGAAAUUAUUGAAUCUGCAAAAUGAUUUUCCUAAUAAAAAACCACAACACAA